GACGAAGACGAAGACGACGAUAAGAGCUAUCUUAUCGACUUUGACACGAGGGAAGAGUAUAAGAUGGUUUUGGUUAUAAGAUCAGAUUUGGGCAUGGGUAAAGGCAAGGCUGCCGCACAAUGCUGUCAUGCCACGCUUGCCAAUUAUAAAGAUCUGCUAAGGACGAGCCCCAUGACAUUGAGGGCUUGGGAGGCACGCGGGCAGGCAAAGGUCACCCUCAAGAUUGACAGUGAGGAGGAGAUGGUGCAGCUUCGGGCUCAAGCACGGAGUAUUGGAUUGGCUGCAAAUUGUAUUCGAGAUGCUGGAAGGACGCAGAUCGCGGCUGGAUCAAUGACCGUACUCGCAAUCGGCCCAGGCCCCGUCAGUCGCGUCAAUAGUGUGACAGGGAAGCUUAAACUUUACUAA
This is a messenger RNA of Lobosporangium transversale, 405 nucleotides long. Its product is annotated as peptidyl-tRNA hydrolase. Gene Ontology annotation, molecular function: peptidyl-tRNA hydrolase activity. Gene Ontology annotation, cellular component: cytosol; mitochondrion. NCBI's taxonomy places the organism in Eukaryota, Fungi, Mortierellomycota, Mortierellomycetes, Mortierellales, Mortierellaceae. The transcript has a single exon. The annotation marks the transcript as partial. The record is from RefSeq and is a predicted model, not a curated record.